This is a messenger RNA of Penicillium diatomitis, 2280 nucleotides long. RefSeq lists its product as uncharacterized. The record is from RefSeq and is a predicted model, not a curated record. The coding region runs from base 1 to 2280 and encodes 759 amino acids. The transcript has a single exon. Lineage: Eukaryota; Fungi; Ascomycota; Eurotiomycetes; Eurotiales; Aspergillaceae.
AUGGAGACCCGACAGUCUGCGCGUAAGCGCAGAAAUAGUGCAACUCCCAACGCACCAACUUUUUCUCCGAUCUCGCAUCGAACAAGGAAUGGCAAGCGAGCAAACAACACAUGCAACGCCCCAGAAACUACCACUGCAAGCACUCCGAAGAAGGCUAGAAAGCGGGUCCGAUUCUCCGAUCCUGGCCCCCGACUUCUCGAACCAUCUCCCGGUUCGACGGGUCUUACACCGGCAAUGAAGCGCAGUUUCUGUUUAGACUCAGACAGAGGUCCACCAAAGUCUCGUGAGUCGACGCCCACCCGUCAUCGGGCUCAGCGCCGCAGAUCAGCACCAUUACCGCAAAGACGAUCAUCAUUUGAUCUGGUUACGCCUUGGGAUGAAGCAAUCUCGGAAAGACGAAUUCAAUUCACUCCCCUGCGUCAAAUUUUAGACGUGCGAACGCAAAGAAGGAUCAAACGAUUUGGACUGAGCGAUGAGAUCAAUAGCAUUCAGCGCGAAAAGCGUCAGUCAGCCGUACAUGAGAAGACACUUGAGGCUCUAAGACAGGAACGCGAUGCUUUGCAAAGUGAGCUGGAGUAUCUGAAGCAAAGAGUUUCGCCCGCAUCGAUUUCCAAUGUUUGUGCAGCGGACAUCCCCGGUGAUGAAAAUAAUACCGUGGCACGGAGCCGCAGCGCUCACUCACCAGAGCUUUCUUCACUGAGCGACGACGAAGAUAUGCUGUCGCUUCACGACAACGCAUUCAUAGAGUCGACCUCGCCGGAUCCUCGAGAUAUGCGUAGAUGUCGUAUACAGUCGCCUUUGGCUACACCAGCUUCCGACGAUGGCGUACUCGAGACGUCCUCAUGUGCAAGGACACUACGAUUCCAUGCGGACACGGAAUCUCGAACUCUUGAUAUGGAUCUGCAGCUGGCCAGGGAUGAAAGAAGGGAUCUUUUCAAUGCCUGUCGUCAACAUCUGUCUGCCUUUGAUGACCCGAAAUUCAGUGAUAGUCUCAGAGGAUCGUCACCUUCACCGGACUUUGUUGAUAACUUGACAAAGGCUUUGACAGACCUGCUUUCACGUGCGUCUGAUGCAACGCGGUCGUUGGAAGGCAUUACUCAAACAUGUUGCGCCCUUGGAUUUGCGGGUUUGUCCUCGGAAGAUAUCAUCGGGGACAUGCAGUCGCAUUUCCGGGCUGCACGCCUUGAACUGGAGCGAAUCAUUCCAGGCGAAACGGCCAAUAUAGGGCUAGGCGAUGGGAAGGCUACUCUUGGUGCGCUGGUGCAAAGAGUUCGCACUCUUGCUUCCGAUUUGGAUUCCGAGCGCGCUUACUAUUAUGGAUCCUUGGGACGCGAGAAAGCCCUACGAGGACAGUUUGAUAACCUCCUCCACCGCUACGAAGCAGCGGCAUCUAAGAUCAAAAAUCUAGAGGAUACAAUUGCGUCGUCGGCAGGCGACAUGUUGCACACAAGAAUGCGCCUGCAGGAACUGGAAAGUGAAGACCAGGAAAAGAGCCUGGGGAUUGACAGAUUAAACACCGCACUCGAUAAAUACCACGAAGAUGUCAAAGGAUUGGAAGAGAUGGUUAGCAACCUGGAGACUGCGAACGCGAACACGAAGCGGAAAUAUAAGAAGAUGAUCGCAGAUCUGGAAGCGCAAGUCAAGCAUGAGAGGGAGCAGCGAGCCGCGGUCGAAUCAGCAGCUUCGGACAAUGCGCUGCGCAUACGCCAGCUCGAGGAAACAAUUGAGCAAAAUCAGAGACGCGCGCAGGAUCUCGCAAUUCAGAUGCAGGCUCUUGAGAAUGACCAUCACUCGGCUAUUGAAGCGCUUGAACAGAGAACAUUGAGCGGUAUACAAACCCACGAAAAAGAGACUGGAGUCCUCAAUGUUCAGAUUUCCGACCUCACCACGUCAUUGGAUGAAGCGCGAUCGGAAGCUCGACGCUUGCAGCAAGUCAAUACUGAGCUUGAGGAACAACUCCAAUUAGAAACUGAAGCUCGUGACGACCUCCUUGACAAGUGGGCGAUCGAGCAAGCUCGGUCCUUUGCCUUCAUGAAAGAAACGGUGAACUCGGAGCGCCGGCGGGGCAAAGUGCGUGCGGCUAACUGGGGGCUCAGAUCUGAUGAUCUAAUGUCUGAUGCGCCAUCUGUAAUGGACAGUGAGCCCAUCACCCCUGUCAGCUUGACUCGAUUUGUGGAUGUGGAAUUGGGUCGAGGCAAGGACCGCCGUCGCAUGGACAGUGACCUUGGCAUUUACCCUGAAGAUGACAUACUUGAGAGGGAGCAAUUGGAAGAUUGCUAA